Messenger RNA from Necator americanus (New World hookworm), 432 nucleotides. RefSeq lists its product as uncharacterized. The transcript has 3 exons. NCBI's taxonomy places the organism in Eukaryota, Metazoa, Nematoda, Chromadorea, Rhabditida, Ancylostomatidae. The coding region runs from base 1 to 432 and encodes 143 amino acids. The record is from RefSeq and is a predicted model, not a curated record.
AUGGUUUUAUCGCUUGCCUUGCUCCUGGGAUACCUCCAAAAUAUUAGUCUGGAGGGAAUUGAUUUCGGAGUGCAACGGUGGUUUGGAGUCGCCUCCAACGAAUCAGCUCCACCUGUCCACUUCGUGAAAACGCAACGUUCUCCCAAAAGCAAUGAGAAAGUCUCUUCUAUGUCCGGAGGAAAGCCUGGUAAGGUACAGCCAGGAAGGACGGGAUUGCGGGAGUCAUUUAGGAUACUGAAAAGGAAAAGGACUAAGAUGACGAUCUGUACUUAUAACGCCCAUACGCUUGCAUCGGCUAUCGAAGGUCUGAUGACGCAAGCCAAGAAGUUUAAGUACGACAUCGGACUGACCGAGACGGGACGACGACGAGUAUGGCAAAGAACAUCGACUCUUUCGGACAACUUGCGACCCGAAUCGAACGGCUGCGGAUGA